This is a messenger RNA of Theobroma cacao (cacao), 1053 nucleotides long. RefSeq lists its product as uncharacterized. Lineage: Eukaryota; Viridiplantae; Streptophyta; Magnoliopsida; Malvales; Malvaceae. The record is from RefSeq and is a predicted model, not a curated record.
CAGGACAAAAAAUGAAAUUGGAAGUUGCAUUACUUCUCUUUGGGAUGCUAUGCUUCGACAUUGUACCUUUAAAAAAAGUAGGUGCCAGAAAAGCUGCUUGCCACGACCCACUCUUUGGGAACUGCUUUGGCAUCCUUCACAACUGUCCACCAGGUUGUCCUAAUCUAUGUGAGGUAGAUUGCAGGAUCUGCAAACCUUUCUGCGCUUGUGAUAGGCCAGGAGCCGUUUGCCAGGACCCAUGGUUCAUUGGGGGCGAUGGCAUCAUGUUUUAUUUUCAUGGCAAGAAAGACAAGGAAUUUUGCUUGGUCUCUGAUUUCAAUGUUCAUAUCAAUGCUCAUUUUAUUGGCAAGAGGAGCAGAAAGGGAAGAGACUUCACCUGGGUCCAGUCCAUUGGUAUCUUGUUCGGUUCUCAUCAGCUCUAUAUUGGCGCAGAAAGGGUUGCCAAGUGGAGAGCAUCAGUUGACAACAUGCUGAUCAAAUUAGAUGGAAAAGAUGUCCUGGUGCCCGCCGGUGAAGGCCAAACAUGGGUGGCACCGGAAGCAGGAUUAAAGAUACAAAGGCAGGCAGAGACCAAAAAGGUGAGGCUCAGAGUCGAAGGGUUGCUUGAGAUAACGGCACGCGUGGUUCCAAUCACUUCAGAAGAAUCAAGGGUGCAUGGAUACGAUGUGACAGAGGAUGACUGUUUUGCGCAUUUGGAGCUGAACUUCAAGUUUGAUUGUUUGAGCACAAUGGUGAACGGAGUUUUGGGACAGACAUACAGGUCAAACUACCAAAGCAGAGUAAAAUUGUCGGUUGCCAUGCCGAUCAUGGGACGGGCAGAUAAGUUUGCCACUUCUCAUCUCUUUGCCACAGAUUGUGCAGUUUCCAACUUUGGUUUGAAGGCGAAGACGCUUGGGAGUGGAGAACCAUUGAGCUUUGAAUGUGGAGGUGGAUCCGGAGGGAAAGGGAUAGCUUGCAGAAGGUAGAGUAAACAAGAAGGGAAGGCUCAUUUAGUUGUAGCAAUAAGAUCAUGGGUAUUACUUGUCUGCUUAAGAAUCGGAAGAAUGUUUGAAC